UCAAUCAAGUUUCCCUUUAAAUCAUAAGUCAAAAGUCGAAAUUUUAAGAAGAAUAUGCCCCGCGUUCCGUACACAUGGCGCCAGCCCGACUUUCCUGGCGACGGCAGCGACCUGGCCUGGCUGCAGCCCACCCUGCUGAUCAUCUGCAAAAAUGCCAAUCUGGAGCAGGCCAUAAAGCCCCUGCUGCGGACCCUGAAGCAACCGCUUGCACCCCGCACUGUGGCCGCCGUCUGCGUGCAUGAGACGAUGCGCUCGGCAUUCCAGGACGCAGUGUGCCAGGCGAUGGAGAUGCUGCACACCAAGGUGCAGAGCCACGACUACUAUACGAGGGCACUGCGGAUGAUUGCUUGCCUGCGGGCCGAGACGGUGGGCAUCCUGCAGUACGACGAUAUCCGCUUCAAGAGCAAACUGGCCCCCGGCUCGCCCGUGAUCGUCUGCGGGUUCGACCAGAGCUUCUUCAGUGUGGCCCACCCCAGUACCGUGGUGACGCUGCACACCUUCCGGAACGCCUUCGAGCUGCCCCAACUGGUGGCCCGGGAGCGGCUGAUCUUCACCAGCGCCGCCGUCUGGGGCGGCAGGAUGUGCGACACCUUCGAGGCGACCCUCCAGCUGCCAGCCAUCUCCACGGUGUACAUCAACUGCCACGAGGUGUCGCUGGCCCCCAUCGAGGAGUACUUUGCGGUCCGGCUGCCGCAUGUGGUGAUGGCGAACCACUUUCACUACGAGGUGCUCCUCCACAACGAUCGCGUUUGGGCCAUUGUCUAUCCGGCCGAGGUCAACUGGCAUCCGUCAAAUGAUCCUCAAACAGAGCCUCCGUUGGAGGAUCCAGGGGCCUUGAAGGGGAAUGACAGUGGUCAGAAGACUACGUCUUGAUCCUUAAUCCCUAGUUGUAUUUUAUUUAAUAUUAUUAUUAUGCGAAUACAUUGCGAGUAACUUGGGAAGAACAGAAAUCUGGAAUA
Drosophila persimilis is the source of this 959-nucleotide messenger RNA. RefSeq lists its product as uncharacterized. The transcript has a single exon. NCBI's taxonomy places the organism in Eukaryota, Metazoa, Arthropoda, Insecta, Diptera, Drosophilidae. The record is from RefSeq and is a predicted model, not a curated record. The coding region runs from base 55 to 873 and encodes 272 amino acids.